Strongyloides ratti is the source of this 852-nucleotide messenger RNA. RefSeq lists its product as hypothetical. Lineage: Eukaryota; Metazoa; Nematoda; Chromadorea; Rhabditida; Strongyloididae. The record is from RefSeq and is a predicted model, not a curated record. The transcript has 2 exons. Bases 1 to 852 code for a protein of 283 amino acids.
AUGAAUGUUAUUUUUAAAUUUUUUAUUAUAUUUAUUUUAGUAGUUUUAUGUAGUGGAGAAAUCACAAAAAAUUUUAAUAAAUUUGCUGAAAAUAAUAAAGAAAAAUUAAAUAAUGGAAUAAUUAAACUUAAUGUAACAAAAUUAGACAAUUCAACUCUUCAGGAUACAAAUUAUAUCAAAACAAGUACUGAUGGGAGCAUAAAGUCUACAACAUUAAUUUCAGAUAUACAUAAAAGUAAUACCACAAAAGAUGCUAUAUAUAAAACUCCCUUAUCAAAUUUGACUGAUAUAGCAUCAUCUAUUGAUUUUAAAGAUAACAUAAUGAGUUCAAUGAUUCGUAAAAGUACCAAACUACCAAUGAUUAAUGAAUCUGAUUCCGAUAAGUUACCAGGUUUUUCGAAAAAUAAUAGUGUAAAAGUAUUCAGUGGGAAAGAAGUAACAAUAAUGCAAUAUUCCAAUGGUAAACAAAUCAAUGUAGCUAGAAAAACGGAUCAAAUAAUAUUUGGUAGUGGAAGCGAAAAAGAUAAAAAAACGAAAAUUGAUGAAUUGUCUCAAUAUCUAGCAACUGAAAAACCAAUAGUAAAUGUGAGUUUAAAUGAACUAGUUAAAAAAGAGCUAGAUACAUUUGUUGGAACGAUUGAUUGUUACAGAAAUAUUUCAUUAGUCAGUCAAAAUUUUUUCAAGUUACCAUGUUUACAAGAUAUAGAUGUUUCGAAAAGUUCUUUGAUUAAAAGAAUUGGAAUAACAAAACAAAACAAUACUAAACUUUAUGGAGGCAUUAAUAGUCUUAAAUUUUUAUUUUUGGAUAAAGGAAAUUCUUAUGAGAUUGUUUAUGAAAUCUUAAGAACCUGA